CGACUGUCCUACUUGCUUUCUUGAACAAUACCAUCGAAUACUUUGUCACAAUAUCCGGUCAGUCAGUAUUUGAUACCCGACCAUGGUAGGGUUCCUGCCAUGGAGAAUCUCUUAACAGCCGUCAAGACUGUAAGCAUCGGAAACCGUGACGAGGGCAAUGGCCUGUCCGAAGUGAUACCCAAAGGUUCCGUCCGUUCAUCCGGUGAACAGCCCAGCGGAGAAGGGAAGUGCAUCGUCAACACAUCUCAGCAAGCUCUCCACCUUCUUGGUUCAGGGCCGUCGGAUUCUCAGUUUCGCGCCGUCUUGAAUUUUCUUGACCCAGCCAAUACCCCUACAAGCGGAUUUGAUAUAACGGAGCCAGAGCCAUCCACUAUUUCCAUCUUGAACGGCCUAAUUACUCUUGCGAUCAAUGAUCGCUGGGCAAAUAUUGAGAGAGAGUAUCGAUCAUCUCCCAAGUCCAAAAGGGCUAAGACUACUCGCACAAUAGUGCUGAGGUGCUUGACCAGCGUAAGCGGGAUUGGAGCUUUGAUUGCCAAUCUUCGUUCAAAUCUCGACCAAUUUCAGGUUCAAAAACGAGGAGAUAGUCUAUCCAGGCAGAUACUGCUCCGUGACACCCUUUCUGCCCUCUCAUACGUCCUGCGGGCACCAAAUUUGCUAUUAAACGUCUAUCAAAAGAUUGCAAACAUUUCUUCUCCUGCUAAGAAAAGGUCUGCUUGGUCACAAUUCAUUGUAUUUCUCUCUUCGGGGAGGGCAUUGUCUACCGCAGGUGAAACGUUCGCGACUCUAAAAGAUGUCGGAAUCCCUAAAUCAAUACGAUGGCUUGGAGAGGGCAAAACCUACGCUUCGUGGCUUGGCCGUUGUAUCGUGUCCAUGGCUUUAGGUUUAACAGAUGAGGACUCGGAAGGAUGGAACAAUCUCGCGAAGUUUACCCAGCGAGCUUUAAGCCUCGGGUAUCAGAGGCUCCUGGAGCAACAUUCCCAGAAACGGGUUUUCGAAUGCAUAAUCCAUGACCUAGAGACGAAAUAUUUCCUAGAUAUUACGGGCCCUGCUUCCACUCCAUUGCAUGAGACCGAGACGCGCUCUGCUAUUCGAGGCGUUUCGGCAGUAGUAUCCUUGAUUUUAAACCUACUGCCCUCUCUGUCCUCUCACGUUAUUGAUUGUCUGAUUAAAGCCGUUGGCGGUAAUAUCAAGGGAGCCAAUAUGCGCCGUGCUCUCCUUGUAAUAUAUGCAAAUCGAACAGAUAUCCUGUCCGAGAUAUUAAAGAAGGCCAUAGCGCUAUUUGGAGACGAGCUGUACCUAAAACACGCACCACAGAUGAUCCAAGAAGCCAAUUGCCAAGUGAUAUUACUUGCUGCCGGGUACCUACACAGGGCUGAUGCGGCUGAGUUGGAGAAUAUAACUAAAUCAGGUUCCUAUCUUUCUACAAUUACCCACAGAAUUGGAGCGUCUCUCCCUCGAUCUCGAUUUCUAGGCAUGGUUGUGGGAAUGGGUCUUUCAAAAUUAACCGAUCCUCCUGAUAAAGCUUUGAAAUUCCAAUCGGAUGAGAUGCAGAGCCAGGAUGCUUUGUGGUAUCUGAGCCUUACCGAAGUCAUGGAUGAAGUUGGUGUUCCCACGGAAUUGACGACUCUAAAAGCUGUUGGAUCCCAGAGUCUAUUAAAGCGACAUUCAUCUCAACAACCGAACACUCCACAGCCCAAAUCCACACCCAGCCAAACUAGAGUCGUUGGCAUUGAAGAGAUAUCUGAUAAGUCAGAAGAAGAAGGCCUCUAUGCAUACGAAAAACCUGAUUCGGACGCUUCAGAUUCAGAAGAGGAUCCCACUCUUAUUCAGCGUUCAAAGCCUUCUGCUCCAGUCUAUAUCCGUGAUCUUGUCUCGGCUCUUAGUGACACAGAAAAUCCAGACCGUUACCAUUUAGCCAUUUCGACCGUACCAGACCUCAUUCGUCGCAAAACCGCUUUCGGUACGGAAAUUGUUGAAAGUGCCAACGAGCUUGCUUUACAACUUGUUUCCCUACAAGAUAAGUAUGACAUGCCGAAAUUUCACGAGCGGCGAAUGGAAGGUCUCGUCGCCCUUAUUGUUGCCCUUCCGUCCCAAAUGGGGCGAUGGAUGGCGCACACACUUUUUAACGUCGACCUUUCUCUCGCGCAUCGGUCAUAUGUUUUAAUAGCGCUUGGACUAGCUGCCAGAGAACUCGCUGGUUUCGGGGACGCGGAUGCAAAGGUCAUGGGGCUUGAAAAAUCUACCCAUACAUUUCCUUCGAAAAGAUUGCCGGAGCAUCUAGAACCAAUUUAUGACUCAUCCAAGGCGUCAAUUGAGACCAUAUCAAAACAAAUCUCCCAAAACAUCUUAGAGCCCAUGGCCCUGACUGCAGCAGAUAAGUUAACUGGUCCCAAUAUUAUGAAGCUCCGGCCUCUUUCUUCCUAUGCAGAGGAAGAACGACAGAAACGUGGCUUGGAAUCAAGACGGAGGCAAAAGUCCGUGCCCAAAGAGCUAUAUGGGGUUUUAUCAGAAGCAUUUCUCAUGCCAUUACUGGGGGAAUUCAGUGUGAUGAUGUAUACAAUGCGUUCCUUCGGGAAUAGUAAUCCAUUCCUCGAACCACAUCUCAUUUCUCUUUCUGUGCAAACAAUUACCCUUCUCCUGUCAACCAUCGGGCCACAUACGCCCACCCUCAACUUAUCCACAAGCGAAGUGUUUUCGUUUCUCACCACAUUGCACAAUUUGCCUGUCGCCUCUGAUCCCAUCGUCCUACCUGCUAUCCUAUCCCUAUUUCUCACCGUUGUGGACGUCAAUAUUGUAUCUGGGAGUACUGCGGAAGAAAGCUUAGCGACUCAAUUUGCUACUUCAGUCCUUGAGCUGCGAGAAUGGGUCGAUGGUGUGUUUGAACGGGCGCCUAAAGAGGAUGAAAGGGUGAGAGCCCUAGCAGCAGGGAUCAUGGUGAAGCUCGAAGAAGUAACGAGAAGAUACCAGGGUCGGUUGCUUGGGCUGGAUAGCAAGUUUGAAUACUGA
This is a messenger RNA of Coccidioides posadasii C735 delta SOWgp, 3006 nucleotides long. The record is from RefSeq and is a predicted model, not a curated record. Lineage: Eukaryota; Fungi; Ascomycota; Eurotiomycetes; Onygenales; Onygenaceae.